AUGGAAUGUAAAUACUUUGAAAUACUUAAAUUAUCUUCCGUAGAUUUAGGGAUAGAAGUAGCAGGAGGGUCAGAAGAUCAGCACAUCCCAGGAGACAAUGGAAUAUUUAUCACACGGAUCCUGAAGGGAGGCACAGCUGAAGAGGAUGGAAGAUUGGCCGUAGGAGAUAGGAUCAUUAAGGUUAAUGACACAGAUGUCAGGAAUAUUACAAAAGAUGAGGCCAGUAGAAUUCUUAAUUCCUCAAGAGGUACCCUAAAGAUGAUAGUGUCUAAACCUGUUGCGGAAUUUGCUCUAACAGUAGACCAGUUACAACGUAGUGUAAACUAUCUUAACACUGACUCUCAAUGCUCUGCAUGCCAUGUCAAAACGGAAUCUUGUUGUGAAACAUGUCUUCUUUCACUGUGUAAAAAAUGCAAAACGAAAGAGGGCAGGGAGAGAUCGGACACGAAAAAUACUCAACUUAACACUGAAUGUUGUAGAUGCAAAAGCACGGCAAAUUUUUCCUGCAAAACAUGCCGAAUGCAAAUAUGUAAUAAUUGUAAAGCCAAAGACCAACACGUUGAACAUUUAAGUGAACAUAAAACCAAAGAGAGUUUAAAAUGCUUUAUUUGCAAAGCGAAUACAGACUAUAAAUGUGAAACAUGUAAUCAUCUCAUUUGUCAGAAUUGCAAGGUCAGUCAUAAAGAUAAAUCGACAUCAGAUAUUUCUUUUGCCCAACACUUUGUCGAGUGUUUGAAUUGCAAGAGCAAUGCCGAGUUUUGCUGCAAGUCAUGUGGGUUACCUCUUUGCGAGAAAUGCAAGAAGGAACAUGAACAUGAUCAAAGAACGGAGAAGCAUAUAAUUGUACCAUAUGGAGAAUACUCAAAGAUUGAUUAUAUGGCAGAGACCUGUCAGUUUCAUCCAUUUCAUAAUUACAACGCUUAUUGUGAAGAGUGCAAGGUACCCGUUUGCAUAAGAUGUGUCACAGAUGUCAAACACAGAGGUCAUACCUUCGAAGAUUCUCACUCUGUUUAUGAAAGAACACGAGUAGAAAGCUUUGAAAAUUUAAAACACAUCAGAGAGAAUCUUUUAGCAAAAUGCAUGUCAUUGUGUGAGGGCAUUGACACCGAUAUAAAGAAUUCUGAAGCCCGAACCUCUGCGUUUAAAGAAAAAGUAAAAGCUGAGGUGGAGCUCAUCAAACAACUUUUAGACAUUGCACUAAAGAAAAGGAUAGAGGAGUUUAAUUCCAGCGAGGAAUGGUUUAUGGAAACACUGAACUCGCAAAAACGUGAAUUAUCUUGUUUCAUUACAUACCUCAAAGGAAUUUCAAGUGAGUACGAGAAAAAACUGUACUCAAAAGAAUUCGCUGGUCUUCUUGAGUACCAUAGCAAGAUCCAAUCAGAAAAGAUUAAAGACAUGCCAGUCCUUCCUCUAUUCUCAUCCCCUUUUGUAAAUGAGAGACUGAUUUUUUACGAAGAUGUCUCCAAAUUACUAAGUACUGUCUCAAGUUCUCGACACACAGGCAGAUUUCGGGAGGUUGACAAAAGUGUGCAGGAUUCGAGUAAGGAAAAUAUCUUAAAGAUAUCUCCAGUAAGAUCUGAAGCUACUUUCUAUAUUCAUGGUUUAAAGAAUUGCGACAGCAUAGAUGUAUUUGAAAACAACGUUUGGAUGAAAAAAUCAGAAAGCAUGCUUGUACGGCUUGACAGACAAUGGGGGGCAAAGGAUAGCAUUGAAGUCGAUCAUGUUCAACAAUUGGCAAUUGCAAAUUGUGGAGAAGUCUUUUACACAGAUUCUAAAAACAAUCGUGUGAUGAAUCUGAAACACGCUGAGGUACAUCUCUUCGUUGAAACAAAGCCCUGGAGACCAGAUGCCAUCUGCGCCUCAAGACUUACCAAUGAUAUACUGGUUGGAUUGAAAAUGUCAAAGGAGUCGAAAAUUGUGCGGAUCAAUGAAGAUGGGAAGACAACUCAGGGCAUCCAGUUUGAUAAUUUUGAAAAGCCUCUCUACAGCUCUCCGCAUUAUAUUGCUGAGAAUGUCAAUGGAGACAUCUGUGUAUCGGAUAAAUACGGCGCUGUAGUGGUGGUAGAUAAGACAGGAGUCCAUCGUUUCUCAUACUAUGGACAGCCCUCAGCAUGGAGAUUGUUUGCGAGAAGAAUCUCGCCUUUGGGGCUGUGUACUGAUGUCAUGGGACACAUCAUUGUGUGUGAUCAGUAUGAACCGACAAUUCACGUCAUCGACAAAAACGGACAAUUCAUCUCCUUCAUCAAAACGCUGGACAUAAAGGCUCCCCGAGACGUUAGCGUUGAUAAUGAUAAUAAUUUAUGGGUUGUUCAGGACUCUUCGGACACUCUCAGAGUUUAUCACUACUUGUCAUACCAUGAAAAUACAUGAAUUUUAUUCUUGAGACAGAAUAUGUUCAGGGAGGAAACCCUUUGUAUCUGAAGUCGAAAAUAGAAUAUGUUGCUGAAUGAUAGCUUUGAUAUGCAUUUGACCUUAGUUUUGAUGUCAAUUGUGAUUUUGUUGAAUGCAAAGAAUGUGUUUUCAUGCAGUUGUUAUUGAUCCUUUUUAUUUCUUAUUUACUAGUUUAGUCCGGUAGGAGUCAAGUAGAAUAAAGAAUAUUUUGUAUGAUUGGGAUAAAUUUUAUUUCACAGAAUAAUAUUUCGAGUAGGAGGCUUAUGAAAGGCAUUUGAACCUGAUUUUUUUGUUCUGUUCUGUAGAAACCUGAUAAUUCGAACUGUUGUAUAGAAACCUGAUAUUUUGUACUGUUCUGUAGAAACCUGAUUUGUAAGAUGAUUUUCAUGAAUUUUCGAUUUUUAGUACAAAAUUCUGGUAUAUGCCUUUCGUUGUAAAUAUAUAUCCCUUAAGGUAUUCGAUGUAUAAUGAAUGGAUUCUGAACAAUUUUUAAUUAUUUUAAACUAGUUAAAAAUGCAUUGCUAGAUAACGAUGAAAGGGAAAUGAACCAAAUUCAUAUGACUGAUAACAUGAGAAAAGCUGGUCAUUUUGCACAUUAAAAGUUUCUGAAGAGUUAUCUGCCCUUGACGAAAAAAAGAAAAUUUUAAUUUUGUCAAAAUAUCUGUGGUAAAUGAUUUAUUUUAUUUCAUAUUUUAAUAAAGAGAGAGUUUAUGCAUAUUUUCACCAAGAAAUCUGUAUGGAAUUCAAAUUACUUUUUACAAUAUCUUGAUAAAACCUGCGCUGCCCAUAGAUUUCAAUGUAAAAUUCAAGGUGAAAUGUAUUUAAUAACAAUCAAAAUUUUGUAAAUUCCUUUGGUGGAGUAUUUUUAUUUAAGAACACCUUCAGAAUGCUUCCAUGAUUAAAAAUAUCGGACCAUUCAUUUAUUAGGUACAAAAAAUGGUCGUUAUACAUUGAAUAGCUGAAUUAAAAUUGUCGGUAGAAAU
Molecule: messenger RNA, 3374 nt
Organism: Saccostrea echinata
Lineage: Eukaryota; Metazoa; Mollusca; Bivalvia; Ostreida; Ostreidae
Exons: 3
Coding region: 1-2370 (789 amino acids)
Molecular function (GO): protein binding; zinc ion binding
Source: RefSeq, a predicted model, not a curated record